Molecule: messenger RNA, 1392 nt
Organism: Olea europaea var. sylvestris
Lineage: Eukaryota; Viridiplantae; Streptophyta; Magnoliopsida; Lamiales; Oleaceae
Product: kelch repeat-containing protein At3g27220-like
Exons: 6
Molecular function (GO): protein binding
Source: RefSeq, a predicted model, not a curated record
UAUGUAUCCUCUCUGUUACAGGGGACAGGUAAGCAAGACAAAAAGGAUGGCGUUCAUGAGAGAGUCCUAUCAGCAACUUUUGCUGAUUUGCCUGGCCCACAGUUAAAAUGGGAGAAGAUGGCACCAGCACCUGUGCCUCGUCUUGACGGUGCAGCAAUACAGAUAAAAGAUCUUCUAUAUGUAUUUGCUGGAUAUGGAACCAUCAAUGAUGUCCAUUCACAUGUUGACAUUUACAAUUUUAUGGAUAACACAUGGGGAGGAAGGUUUGAUAUGCCAAAAGAAAUGGCACAUUCACAUUUAGGAAUGGUAACUGAUGGGAGAUAUAUUUAUGUAGUUACUGGACAGUAUGGUCCUCAAUGUAGAGGGCCCACAGCACAUACAUUUGUACUGGACACAGAGACAAAGCAAUGGCGGGAUAUGCCUCCUUUACCAGUCCCCAGGUAUGCACCUGCAACCCAACUUUGGAGAGGAAGACUCCAUGUGAUGGGUGGCAGCAAAGAGAAUAGACAUACACCUGCCUUAGAGCAUUGGAGUAUUGCUGUGAAAGAUGGGAAAGCUUUAGAGAAGGAAUGGCAGACCGAGAUCCCCAUACCCCGUGGUGGACCUCAUAGGGCUUGUGUUGUGGUUAAUGAUCGAUUGUACGUUAUUGGCGGGCAAGAGGGUGAUUUUAUGGCUAAACCUGGAUCCCCCAUUUUUAAAUGCUCCCGUCGGAAUGAGGUUGUGUAUGAUGAUGUCUACAUGCUAGAUGAUGAUAUGAAGUGGAAGGUGCUUCCUCCUAUGCCGAAGCCCGACUCUCAUAUUGAGUUUGCUUGGGUAAUCGUCAACAACUCAAUCGUUAUAGUCGGAGGCACGACAGAUAAGCAUCCUGUGACAAAAAAGAUGACACUUGUGGGAGAAAUUCUCAAGUUUCAGUUAGACACGCAGAAGUGGUCAGUGGUUGGAAAACUUCCAUAUCGUGUGAAAACCACCCUAGUUGGGUUUUGGAAUGGUAUGCUGUAUUUUACAUCCGGGCAACGAGACAAAGGACCCUAUGAUCCAACUCCGAGAAAGGUCAUUGGGGAGAUGUGGAGAACAAAACUGAGUUUAUGAACUGUUUCUCCCUCUAAGGGUUCGUUGGAUUGGAGUGAACUCCAUGGAAAAUGUCACAUCCGAGGAAUUCGUUUUUUACUUUGACUGUUUGAUACGAAAGUGAAAAUGGAGUUCGAAUUUCAAUGUACAAACACUUAAAGCAUGUUUUUAGCCAAUUUCAUGGAAAAUGCAUUUCUAUGGUUUUGGUGAUUUUUUCUUUUCCAACUUACAUGUAAUUGAUUUGCCUUUUUUAUCUUUACAAUCAAAUAGACUCUAAUUUAAUUUGAGGGAUAUGUGCCAUCAUGAUAUUUCAUACUUUUUGUA